CGGGUGGGAAAAGUGGAAGUAGUUGUUAGGGUUUAGUUGAGCUCAAUGGAGGAUGAGCGUCGUUUGAUGCUCAUCCUAAACCACUUAUCUACGAACAUCGUAUUUGACGCCUCUAGGAUGCAAUGAAAAUUGAAAGCAAGAAUCUUCUAGUCCCUCACAACGUAUUAAGUACAGGUACAAGAACGAAGAAGAUACAAAUAUGUCCUGCUUCAUGUCCUUGUAGAUCAUUUUGGUCCUCUUCUAUACGUGAGGUUCUGAGGUCCUCUCCGUCUACUAUCGACGUCGCGCCGCACGCGCACUAUCACGACAGGCUUGCUUCUUCCAAGAAAAACGAGUAAAAUCUUAACGGGCACCUGUUUGACAACUACAUCGACCGAUAGCAAUAGCACCGACAAGCGGCCAAUGCUAAGCAACAACAUCUUCGCAGUAGUACAACCACGCAAAUUAGUACAACGACUGUAUAAAAACGACUUCUAAUACGGAGCAGAUCCACGACACUAGACGUGCACGAUCCACGUUCCCACUACUCACCAUACAGAAGUACUCUCGGCUACCUAUACUACCUACUUUGCGAUAUCGACGAUAGUCCUCCAGACCAACUACGUACAGUGUGCUGUCAUCGACGUCAAAAAGCAAGUAUGAUUCCACAGUAUCUCCUUCUUCCGCAGAAGAUGCUUCUAAAACAGUCUGCUAGCAUCUCAAGGUCAACAUCGACUAUCUCAAGGGCAGAUGCCCACUAAUUAUACGAACGUUAGGCCGAAAACUAUUGGCGCCAAGAGGUGGCCGGAUCAUUCGCUUGCGUCUUUAUGACUCUUGAACUUGGUUAACUUUCAUCCAUUCAUCGUUUCAUUCUCUCCCUAGUGUAGUUUAAGGCUAGACUGGAAGAAAUGGAAUCUGUUUUUACAGGUUAAACUCUUAAUCAUGAGUCCUAGAAUGGAACGUGUUACAGGUUAAACUCCUAGUCAUCAAUCCUAAAGUACUCGCACUAAAAAUGAUUGACGACAUUCUUUAAGAUCACGCGGUAGCUCACAGGAGGGGGUGGAUUGCAAAGGGGUGGAGUCAUUGUCAGUGGCCGACUUUGAAGUUGUUUCGUCGACAACCAUCUCCCAAGAACACGGCUAUUUAAGACGAAAAGAUAGUACAACGGGUACUCUGUCUGAUACUUUGCAAUCUUUCUUGCUUCAAGGACAAUCUCGUCCCAAGAGUUGUCAAAUGGUGUCAACUCGGAAUACAUAGUGCGUGGUAAGAGUUUUCACGUUUUUUAGUAGACAGCUACAACAUGGAUCAUGAUUGCCGCUUCGAGUUUGAAGAUUUUUUGUUGCCCUUCAAGGAAUUUCAAUUUUUUAUGUUUAUCCUCGAACAAAAUAUACAUAGGUACAACAGGCAGUUUAAAGUCCCCGGAGCGGAAUCAACAGGCAAGAGAGUCACAGGGGGACCACGUCGUGGGCAAAAAAAGCGCCGCCGAGGCUUUGGUGACGGUACUUUUGUUUGAAAAUACUAGUGCGUAUUGCAUAAAGUUUGACUAAAAUAAACUCCUGGAGAUGUAGUUCUUUGAGCCGAUGGUUAUUGUUUUCAGAAGCCUUUUUGUCCAAGCGAAUGCAUUACACGACUUCGAUACUGGCUGCAGUCGCACUUCCUUCCUCGAGAGCCUGGUGCCUUUUCUUCUAUUCUUUCUUCUACAAAAACUUUCUGAUCUUGCCUCCUUCCACCUCUGCCACAACAACAUGCUAAUACUUUCUGCUUUCUUGCCUACUCGACAAGCAUCAAGCUCAACCAUGCCAGCUGCUGCGACAAUUUCCACAAAAUUACCUGCUUCAUGAAGAUACUAUCGCUCCAGGCACUGCGUAAAGUAUUUGAUUGCCUGAGUCCUCAUCUCCUACUGCGUGUAUAGGAAAAUAGUCAAAUUCCUAUAAGAAGCUAGUCCAUACUUGCAAACUCGCCGAUUUUACUUCCAGGCUCCGGCGACAAGUACUGAAAAUAUAAGUACUUACGAAGAUAGUGUCACACUGUAUACAAGGAUAAGAUCUUACUCUUCGUGAUCAGAUCUAAACCCAUCACUCUGUAUUGUAGUUUACUUGGCUUUACGUGAUCCGUAGAAGAGAUUUUCAUACGCGUUAGAAAAAACGCAGGAUUAUGAUGCAUGAGAUCACAAUAAGAAGAAAGAUCAUAAUGGAGAAGAAAAUGGAGUAGCGAAGAUCAAAGAGCAAAAGAAGAUCCAAGAUCACAACAUGAUAAAAAGCAUGACGAUCGUCCCCAAAAGAGGGAUCCUUGUUUUCCGUUGUAGCUCAUGAAAUACCACAGCGAAAUACCACAGCUGGUUCUACUUAAUACAAAACUUAAACUUAUUCUGAGAAAUAUCUCACUUCACCUUGAUUCAUAUAUUACUUCGAAAGAUCUUAGUCCUUCCUCACUAUCUACCUUAUUAUUUAAUCCAUCUCAAACCAAAAGCAGGGGUGGGGAUAAUUGUUUUGGCUUGGUUUUGACUUCUCUAAUCCUUCGAUUAUAACGUAGCGGUUAAAGUAACUUUUAUGAUUUAGUUCGUCUUCGUUGUGCCAUGAUUUGCUAACGCGAUUACCUUCUAUUUGAUUGCCCAUAUUUUAGAAAUUGCCUUGUUUUGUCCCUCUGUCUGACCGACCUAACCUCUAGACCUUUAUAGCCUAUCUACACCUUUUUUUACAGCCACCAUUCAGUAAACUUAUCAUGGACCUGACUCCUUCUACAAGAUUUAAUCUUACGGUCGUAGUCUCCCAUUUCUUGUCACUAGUACUAUAGAAGACCCGAUACUUCUCCUGUAUCCCUAUCAUCUCAGUCCUAUCAUAUUGACCUCGCCUAAAGUACUACCUAUAUCGAAAUCGCCCACUGUAAUGAAAAUUAGAAGUGCGUUAAUUUGCUGUCUCUGUUAAAGAAAUACUCCCGUGAAUACCUGCUCUUUUUUGAUACUGGCUUUUUGAUGCAUGCCAUACUCCCUGUGAAUAGAAACCAACCUGUAAGAACUCGAUAUUGAUGAAUGGAUUAUCUAAGGUAGAAGAUACUGUGAUGACCGCCGACACCUUGUUGUAAUAUCAGGACUCAGGACGACGAACUACCAAACUCCUCAGGUAACGUAUAAAAUAUAUUUGUUCCCACGCAACGUACAAGCACUAGAAUGUCUCUCCCGCUUAUCAUUCUUUCAAGUCCUAAUGAUUUGUUGCCCUCGAUCUAGCUAGUAGCCAGGACCACCCGUGAUACAGAGUUUGAUGAUUGAUCUUCGACAACCCAAGACGACAUCUAGUGCAAAGACGUAUCUUUGGUUCGAGCCCGUAAUAAGAAUGAUUAUGCUAAUAUUUACAUGCCCAGAAAGCGGGCCCAUCAAGGGCCCGCUGCGCUGGGCAUAGGUUAACAACUAGACAGGUUGACUACUAAGAGACAGAAAGACAAACGAAAAAAGUCGCCAAGGAAGUCUGCUCGCCAAGGCUGGGAAGCUGGCCCCCACUGUGGCGAGGCUAGUGAGGAGGUUACCGCUAUGGCUACUGCCUUGGCCAACUUGCUUGCUAGGGGCAAGCCAAUGGGCGCCAAGGCUGGCCCGCUGAGCGUCAUGGAGUCCAUGAGAAGGCCACGCUUGGACAUAUGUAGGCGCAGAGGUUGGGCCCUUUUGAGUGUGAUCAUGUCCAGGAGAAUCCUAAAGCAUAGCAUACCCAUGGGAUGGCAAAAGGCUGACACUGGCGAGCGUCAUGGACGAGGCCCAUGAGAAAGCCACGCUUGGGCAUAUCUAUGCGCAAAGCCAGAAGCUGGGCCCCAACCUUCAGGCGCGGGGAUGUGUCUAUAAGGUUGGCUCUUUCAUGGACAUGACGCAAGACGCCCACCACGGUCCGCGCCGGCCUCAGACAUGCAAUUGCCCAAAGUUAUCAUUCUCACACACAGGCAUCGACGUCCUCAGCCUUCAGCCUUCACCGACGGAGAUGCAUGCGCCUGGCCUUCUCAUGGACAUGAUGACGCCCGCCAGGGUCCACCCUUAUCUACUUUUUCACAGACAUCGGCAUCCCCAACGGCUUCGACUUUCACAGGCAAAUCUGUAUACCUUUGGCCCUCUCAUGGAUGUGAUGACGCUCACCAGGGUCCACCCUUCAGACACGCAAGUGCUCAAGGCUAUCACCCUCACAGACAUCGACAUCCUCAACAGCUUCGACUUUCAAACGCAGAGACGUACAUCUUUGGCCUUCUCAUGGAUAUGAUGAUGCUCACCAGGGUCCACCCUUCAGCCAUGCAAGUCCGCACGGCUAUCAUUCUCACAGACAUCGACAUCCUCAACGGCUUCGACUUUCAAGCGCGAAGAUGUAUACCUUUGGCCUUCUCAUGGAUGUGAUGACGCUCACCAGGGUCCACCCUUCAGGCAUGCAAGCUCUCACGGCUAGGGCUAUCAUUCUCACAGACAUCGACAUCCUCAACGGCUUCGACUUUCACACACAGAGAUGUAUGCUCUUGGUCCUCUCGUUGAUAUGAUGACGCUCACCAAGGUCCACCCUUCAGACAUGCAAGUCCUCACGACUAUCAUACUCACAGACAUCGACAUCCUCAACGGCUUCGACUUUCAUGCGCAGAGAUGUAUAUCUUUGGCCUUCUCAUGGAUAUGAUGAUGCUCACCAGGGUCCACCCUUCAGACAUGCAAGUCCUCACGGCUAUCAUUCUCACAGACAUCGAGGCAACAUCCUCAACGGCUUCGACCUUCACGCGCAAAGUUGCACACCUUUGGCCUUCUCAUGGAUAUGAUGAUGCUCACCAGGGUCCACCCUUCAGACACGCAAGUGCGCACGGCUAUCAUUCUCACAGCCAUCGACAUCCUCAACGGCUGCGACUUUGAAGCGCCGAGAUGUAUGUCUUUGGCCUUCUCGCGAAUCAAUAUGAUCACGCUCGUCAGCCUCUACCUUUUCAAGUGCUCACCCUCUCCCUUACAAUUCUCCCGCUUUUGUGCUGGUUAGAAGUAUACUGGUCAACCAUCUCCAAGGGCUGCCGCGCGCUCCUGUGCCGUGGUCGAUUGCUGUGCGCGGAAGGUAGUCGCGGAAGGGGAGCGAGCUAACUUUUUUCCAAAAACUUCAGGGAGGUCGUUCAGUUUUCUCUGUAUUUGAAUGACCUCCCUGAAGUUUUUCAAAAAAAGUAAAGGCGCUGGGCGAUAUAUGACAAGGGUAGCGGUUGGAAGUUCGUUGGGGCGAUUCGCUAGGGGUGGGCGCGUAGUGUCUUGCUGCGGAUGUGGCUGGUGUACGUGAGUAGCCUACAAACUAACAGCCGCGAACACGUUAGCACGUUCUUGACACUUUUGAACUCGUAGUACUAGCAAGGUCCUUAAGGAGCCGUUGUUAUUAGCCCAAGUUUAUAACAGCUUGUCCUUAAGGGACCUCCUUAAGGGAAUUUUUUUCCUCUUAAGGAAAGUCAUAAUAACUUUGUAUAAUAAAAAUUCCUUAAGGAAACUGAUUUCCUUAAGGAAGCGCCUUAAGGAAGCUCCUUAAGGGAGCUCCUUAAGAGAUUUCUGCCCAUUGCUAAUACUAUAAAUACUAAUAUCGCGCAUUUUUUUUUCAUGUUCUUGUUCUUGGGUAUGAGUUGUUUACAGGUUGUUUAGGAUUACCUCCUCUCUGAGUCAGUCCAGCCUGCCUCUGCCUGAGUGGCUGCUACUGUCUUAGUACCUGCUCCUGUGGUCCGAGUUGUAAGUACCUUCUAGAGUCUAGUAGCGGUAUUAACGCAAGUCCUCCUCAGUACCAGUAGUAAGUAGAAAAUCCUUCUCCCGUGAUCCCUCUCGUGAUAUUUUGGGGUAGGUGUCAAGAAAGAUUCGUUUCGUUUUUCAUUUUCGUACUUCUAGGUGGUAAAAAAAACUACAGCACAAGCUGACUAACGAACCGUUUCUGUCAUUCAAGCACGACCGUCUGACUUGUUAUUGAGAUUUGUACCCGCACAUCAACACUAGUUCUUGUUGUGGAGCAUACAACUAUUAAUUUAGUAGAAUCUAUUCUCGCAUGUAUUGAUACUGAUCGAAAGACUUAAUGUCCACGUUUACUUGUUGUGAAGAAUUUGUAAUGAAGCAUAGGCUGAUCAUCCCGUGCUUUCCCGAGGUCGUAUAGGUUCACGAGCAAGGUAAUCAGUGGACCUUGUCUCAGCUGUGCCCAACCGAAGUAGCUCACGCUGUCGAGUGAAGCUAUACCUAAUCUUCGCCACGCCGUCGCACUUAGCGUCCUGGCCGAAGCGAGAAACCCUUGAACUUGAACUUGAACAACUAUAUUCUUAUCGAGAUAAACUAUAACCUCGUUUCUAUCGUCGGAGCCACUAAGCUGCCAUUGCUUGCACCAGGAGCUUGCUACAUUACGUAUGCAACAAACUAGCUGACCUACUUGCAACUGUGUAAUGCUGAUCAUAGUAGUGCAUAGAGUUUCUUAAGUCAUAUGCCUAAGGCGCCCUUAAUUCCAUCUCGAACGAAUCAGAUAUAGUUGCAAGAAAGAAAAACAAAAACUAUUGCAGGUACUUACACCACUAAAUAGAACGUAAGAAUCAAAAAGUGCGCCAUCUAUCAUAGUCUCGUAGGUACAAGUCUAAGUUCUUCAUCUUCUUCUGAAGAGAAACUGCCUAAUAUAUCCUCUGCUAAGCUAGUUGGAACAAGGAUCGUCGCGUUCUUUCGUUUGCUUUCUUUUGCCCUUCAGAACUAUUUCUACCAUUCUCAAGCUAGUAAAAGAAGCGCCUAGCUAGAAGACUCUGAUAGAGUUCCAAAUACUUAAGAGAAUUCUUGGAGUCUACUUCUUUACCCUCUGGAGUACUUCUCAAGACUGCUUUUCCCUCUCGAGGAGUACUAAAAACCUCUUCGCGACAAGUGAAGGAAUCAAGAACCACGUUUUUCUUGAUCUUUCUUCUUGACACGACUUUCUGUCCGAGUGGAUUUCUAUUUGAUACUCUGCUUCCCCGUCUCUCCUGUCCCCGGCUUUUUACUCCGCUGCAGGGUCCUUUACAAGCGCAGAGAUAGAGAAGAGAAGAUGUUGGGGCAGCACGGCCACUCGUCUUCUAAAAAAGGGUCGGGAGGUACUCCCUCUCGAAAACAAGAACAGUCUGAAGGACACGCAAUGCAAGAAACGCAAACUACUACGGGACAAGAUCCAGCAUUACCAGGAGGAGAUCUAGUUGUAUUACAACAUCAAGCUCCUAAAACUUCAGCUCUUGAUCUACUGGUACAAGAUUUUCAUAUCGACAGUUCAAGAAGUACAACCGCCGGCGGUGGGAGUGCUACUCCCUCCACUAGUGCUGGCGGCACGACUUGGUGGAGCUGGGUGACAAAUUCGACACAGGACACUAGUUGUAGCACGUCUAAGUUCAUGCAGGAACAGGGUCAGACGCUUUUUCAAGAUGAUCACAAUAGAAGCAGUACUGGGCACUCCACAACGCCUUCUUGUGAACACAAGAAUGCUGAAAGUCGUGCCUCGAGAUUACGGAAUUUGUGCCGAACUAUGUUCACCAGCAUGCGAGCGAAUCCUCUUAAAACGGAGCAUCAUCAUGAAACUUCAGCAUCACAAGACGAUGCUGAAGAAGAAAAAGUCGAAUAUUAUGUUGGAGAAGAUGAAAACGAAGACUCCUUGAAGAUUCCCUCUCCCAUGCGAGGACCGAAGUUGCUGAGAACCAGAUCCUUGAAGUUCUUCGAUGAGGUCGAAAACACGCACCUGCAGAUGAGGAUUGCACAACAAGGGCAUCAAGGUCAUCAAGGAUCUUCUUCUAAGAGUCCACCUGGUGAGUCGAGAUAUGCGCCUAAUCCAAUGCUUCUUCCUGUAGAGCACGCUCAUCCACUUCCUCCAGGAAAUAAGCCACAUCGUGUGAUAAGUGUGUCCUCUUCUUCAUCCUCUUCCAUGUUUCGCACUGCGAGUAACGGCUCUACUUCUGCACUGGUUAAUAUCAGCCCUGGUGCGACGCGGCUCGCGAGGACCUCGACGACCACGGGUUCGAUCCGGAAGGAUUGCAAUAUACUCGUCGUUGCAACUACCCCUGCUAGUGGUGGUGCUGUGGAUGUUGAUGCAGCUUCAGCUACUGAGUCCAGUUCCAGUAAAAAUGUUGUCACAUCAGGAGCUGCUAGUUGUUCAUCCAGCGAGGCUAUUGUUCCUCCUGCUGUCGAAGACGUGGAGGACGUGGAUCAAAGCACAACAACAAUGGUGGAUCGUCCUCGCACCGAUAGUGAAAAUCAUGCAGAACUCGUGAAAACCUUAUCUGUGAUAUCAAAAACUACUCGCGACGGAAAAAGGAUGCUUCCUUCCGCACCAUCUACGAGCAUCAGCGUUCAUCAUGCAGCCACUUCGACUUCUUCUAAGAGGACUAAAAGGGGGCAAGAAAGAAAUGGCAAGAAUUAUAAGGAAGCUUCUAAAACAACUAGUUGUACUAGUGUUGCUUUUGCUUCUAGUCCUAGUACUGCGAGGAGCAACAAAAAGGUAGGAGACUCUAGUACAACUUCUACAUUGAUGUCUCUGGCGGAGAAAAAAGAGGGACAAGGAAAACAAGGUGAGGAAGACGCACAGAAGUCGAGAGGACAAGAAAAGUUUCGACUUGUAACAUCCAAGGGAACUACGACGAUCAAUUCCGAAGUAGAGCUAGAGCAGCCAGGUGUUACAGCCGCAAAGAUUGCCAGUGCUCUUUCUCUUUUUUCCCGGAAAACGUCAGGUUGUCAAGAGCGCGGACGUCAACGAGGGGGCGCAGACCACUGCACGUCCACUUCUUCUUGGACUUGUAAUAGUACGAGUGGCAAGCAACAGCAAGCUUCAAAAGGAGGCACUACUAGCAGCACUACUAGGAGCUCGACUAAGCCAAGGAAGAAGAAGAACUACCUUGUCGAGAACUCAACAUCCAGUACGGUUCUAUCGCCGUUCUUUUUAUCGUCGUCGAUAGACGUUCCGGAAGAUCAUGACCGCGAAGAUGACAUUAUACACAAAACAAUCAUGUUUUUAGACGAUGCAGAUUAUGUACGUGGUCCUCGUGAAAGAACUGAUGAAAGUGGAGUAGCUAAAAAGGGCAAGAAGAACGAAGGUCUUAUUGCUACUAAGGAAAGUGGAGACCACGACAUCGUAAAGGGCAAGAACACGACAAGUAAUAAUUCUCGUGCUGCUGGACCUCGAGGAGAAAAAAUAACUUCGACUAGUAAAAAUAUUGCUGGAAGCUCAAGGGACAAUACUCGAAGUGGCUCCAUGUCAAUGAACAAUACGCAUACUCCGCAUACCGGUGCUUCGACGAGCAAGAGCAGAACGACUUCUGCGGCAGAAGCAGGAAAGGGAAGCAAGAGCACUUUGGGGACUUCUGCCACACCAGGAAGACUUCUACCAGGAGAAGAGGAGAAGGAGAAGGCGGAGCAGGAAAACUAUAAGGGAAAGAAGGGAACACGUCGCCAACAUAGAGGAAGCAAAGACGUCAACAAGAGCAGCCGCACCCCUAGUGAAACCAUGUCGAAGAACGAAACAAUGUCGAUGAUCCACGAGUGGUGUAGGAAGAAUCAUAGUAGAAGUCGAAGCUUUGCUAAGAUGAAAGGAGUCGCUCUUUUGCAGUUAGAACCGAUGCUUGCUGGGCAACUGCAGACCGACCAGAACGAGCCAGAUGAUAGUACAACAGAGGACAAGAAAAAUACCAGUGCUAGUUGUUGCGACCUCAUCAUCGAACAUGUGAUAGAAGGGCGACUGGGCGGCAGAGAUCCCUCCACGUCUUUUCUUGGGCUACAAGGCAAAGCUAGACUUGACCCUUCACGCAAACACCAGUUCGGGACACAGUAUCACGGUGGCAAAGAGCGCAAUUGGUCUCAAGAAGGCAAAGCUUCUAAAGGAUCUGGGAAGAUGAACAGCAGUGAUCUGGCUCGUGAUUCCAAAGGAUCGGGAUCUGCUUCAGAAGGAAAGAACGACAAAAACAAAUCUGCUACUUCAGCAGCGUCGUCUCCUUCAAUGACGCUCAACAGCACUCCUCAUAGUAGUACGAGAACUUCUGCGAAAGCUAAACAAGGACACCUUUCUCGAUCUCCUACACCAAAAGGAAGUCCGCAGACGCGCAGUCUUCGUUCGUCGCCCACUCGCUUCCCUCCGAUACAAGAAGAAGGACAGCCCGAUGCGGGGAAGGGAAAAAACCAAGGCCAAGGCGCUUCUUCACCUCAGAAUCAGACGAGCAAUGUCUUUUGUCUCGCUGACAUGCUAGAUUGCAGCUCUUCUGCUACUAAUACUUCUAAGAAAGGAGCUCCUUCGCCUCGUCCAAGGAUGGAAUCUUCUCCGCCGCCUCCGCCACCCUAUGAGGCGUCGCCUCAAUUGCCACCUCUACUUGGUCCUCUAACCUCUGCUUCUAAUAUAGGCGGAGUGCCUUUAUCAGGAGGGCAGUUAGGAAUGCCAACGCCUUUAGCAGGAGGGCAGUUAGGAAUGCCAACGCCUUUAUCAGGAGGAGAAUUAGGGUCAUUAGGAUUGCCUCCACCUGCUCCAGGAGAAUUGGCAUUAGGAUUGCAUCGACCUGCUCCAGGAGAAUUGGCAUUAGGACUGUAUCCACAGCGAAUACCUCCAAAUCCGAAUCACGGAGAUCAAGACUCUGAGGUAGACGAGUCUGUCUCUUUGCUGCUAAAAAACUGUGCUCCAUUGCCGCCUUUAGAUACGCCUACUCUGUCGCAUCAACAAAUUCCUCACAGCUCUACUUGCUUUCCACCUCCUCUUCCUGGUCGUAUGCUGUCUUCUACUACUGCAAUGCCGUCCUCGGCCUUGUUGUCAAUGGUGUUGCCAUCCCCAUUGCCGUCAACUAUGCCUCAGCCACAGACUAUGCUACAGUCGAUGAUGUCUCAGCCCUCGGCUCCUGUGCUACCGCCAACGAUGUUGCAACCUGCAUCGACUAUGGUCGAGCCGCCCUCGGCAUCCAGCACGUUACAGGCCUCGAGGGAAGAUGCAGCUGGGCUCUCGACUGAAGAUGGAGUUGAGCCUCUAGCUUCUACGGUUCGCGGUUCGUCUCUUCCAGGCUCUCGUCCAGACUCGCUACAGAUGUGCGCUAACCAGGACCAAGACGUGCUGAAUCUGUUAGCGACCAUGUGUCAGGAUGAAGCAAGUUUGAAGCAUUUAUUGCAGAUUUUGCUAAACGGCAGUCUCCCAGCAAUUACAUUAUUCAAGAACCUCCAUCAAGAGUCUCUAUUUGCUGGUCUCCAACAAUCUCAACACCAGGAUCUGCAACCAGAGGUCGAAGCAGCUGCCAACGACAAAGUUCUUGCAGACGAGCCAAAAGGAGCUGACGAGGACGAUCGAGUAAAUAUAACCGCAUCCGACGAGGUGGAGCCACGAACUUCUUCUAGUUGUUCAGUCUCUACAGAGGUUCUUCCACAACUACAUUCUCAAGAAGAGCAGACUCAAGAGCAGACACGACAGGUAAAAACAUCAUUUUCUUCUCGCGCCACGUCGCCUAACACCAAAAAGCAACAACAAGGAGAAGAAGAAGAAGAAGAAAGUCCUUCUAGUACUCCUAAGUCUUCCGGUCGACCCGCUAAAUCCCCUAAAAAGACGAAGAAGAACAGAACCAGACGUCCCGCAAUUAAGGAAAAACGUAUACGUACAAAAGAUGACAAGGAAAUACACAGCGCCAUUCAAGAUCCUGCGAAGGAAGUAGAGGUGGAGACGCUCCAAGAAGUGACCAGUGGCCAAAGUGUCAGGGAAGUCAGGAUAUAUCCUAAGAAAAAGAACAGCAGUCGAGGAAAGUCUUUGUCUUCGCUGCUUUCUGGUGAGUCUCACGAACACCUGGAUGAAGAAUGUCUUGCACAACAAGCACAAGAAGAUGAAACUCUGGUACAAGAUGAAGAAUCUGCGUCCUCCUCUUGGGCAGGAGAGCACAUCAUGACCACGACUACCAUUACUCCAUCACAACAUCGUCCACGUGGACAAGACUUCGCGGCAAUGACACCUGCUUCGUCGUCCAAGAGCGGUUUUGCCCCUUACCCGCGUAAUAGUACUUCAGAACAAAUGGGUACUAGCACAUACACAUAUGCUGCUGCAGAGGAUGAUCUUCACCGACACGCUAGCAGUGGAGCAACUUCUUCGUCUGGUACUUCCUCAGAUUCGCCAAGAAAACGGAAUCAUUCUACUAACAGCAAAGGCGGAUUUCAUAAUAAACAUCGAGGAUCGUCGAAGAACAAGGGAGCCAGUAGAACAACAUUGUCAACAAGCAGCUCUCCAUUAGGCGGUCCGGUAGCGGUUCAAUGGUCCUCCUCUAGUGGUCGUGCUGCGGUUGGAUCUGCUCCUGCUGGUGGGUCUUCAUUUUCUCUUGGAGUUUUUGGAAGACAAGAUUCAACUACGCCAAGCUCUUCUACUUCUAGAUAUGGAGGUGAACAACAACAACAUCAUAGUGCUACUGCUGCAGGAGGUCAUAUGACAGCAGCACACAAUACAGCACCAUACGAUAGCACCAGGAGAAAUGACAGCACUACACUAGGACAACUUGGAGGUCUACUAACGCAACCACAUCAAGCACCUUCACCUAGUACAACCGUACAAGGUAUAUUAAAUUUGACAGAUCAACAGCAGCGACAAGGUAUAUUAGAUUUGUUGCAGAAGUCAGUGAAAACAACCGCGAGUUCAACUUUAGCAGGACUUCCUGGCUCUUUAGGGAAUGAUCAACAUGUUGCAGAACUACCAUCGGAUUCCACCGACCCAUUAAUCGUCAAUGCACAUGCUGCUUUGUUGAAAGGGCAAUUGGUGAAGUUCGCGCAGCAACAGGCAGCAAAUGGAGGAGGACCGCUAAUACCUCCCGCACAGCUACAGCAACAACUUGUGAACAACCUUGGUGCCAGUACUGCUUUAUUGAAUAGUUUGUCUUCAAGCGGUGGAGGAGUUGGCGGAGGAUUGGGAGAUAAUAUUAGUUCUGGAGGAGUGGGAAACAAUUUGCUGAAUGAUCUUGCUAAAUCAGCGGCACUUCUUCAAGGUGCUGGAGGAAAUUCACAGAUUCCUCUUUUUGGUGAAACAACGCCGGGUGGAGGAGGUUCCUCGUCUUCGUCCUCCUCUGGUGUCCCAGCUAGUACUUCUUGUGAUCUUGGAGGGGGACAACCACAACUCGGAGGACUACAACUCGCUGCUCCAGGUGGAAUUCAUCCAGGAGGAGGAGGAGCUGCUCCAGUAGGAGCUUCAAGAAAACCGAGGACCCCAGCGCCACAACUAUCUCCAACAGGUCGUAUGAUGGAACAGCUCAUAGCCCAUGAUCCUUUGAACUUGAGCGAGGUACACCCUGACCGACCUAGCGCACCAGAACUUCCGUGGAAAGAAACGCUAGGCACAACAAGAGACGCCAUUGAGAUCAGACGAGAUCAGAAUGACGUGAAUUGGUUCGUGUAUCCACCAGGCCAUGCUGCGAUACCGGAAACUGCUACCACGAGUGCGGACAACUUGAAAUGCACGCCGAUUUGUUGGGGACAUCUCUUGACGACACAAGAAGAAGGUGGAGAGGAGUGCGAAGGCGAAGGUGAAGAGGAUCACAUCAGGGAGGAUCUGAGUGGAGGUGGCACCAUAAGUCGUCAAGCGAGUGGAUAUGGAGAGAGUGGAGCAACACCUCCAGUGGCAGAAGCAGGAACUACGUCGAGAGUAGAUCAACAACGGUCCUCGUCGGUGAUAAUAGAGAACAGUCCUGCGGGAAGAGGCGCCUCUUCUGCCGUUAGGGGAAGUCCAGCAAACAAGGGCUCUUUCGUAUCGAUGGGAAGCACUACAGGAGCAACAGGGACUAAUAAUCUUGGUCUUGGAGCUCAACUCCUUGCCGCACAGGCACAGCAAGGACAGUUUCUCCGCCAGCUUUCUCAGCAAGGGACGCCCCAAACGAAUCCACUGUCAAGUAAUCCACUAUCAAUGGCAACAGCCCUGUUGUUGCAGCAGAUGCAGCAAUUGGCCGCUAGCUCUACGAACACUAAUAUGACCACUACAGCUACUAGUACACCUUUCCUACCAGGUGGCCCUAGUAGUGCGACUCCCUCGUCCAGCACCUGUUCAGGUCGUCCCCCUUUAGCGCCUGAACCAUUAUUAACGUCCUCCUCUUCCAGUAGUGAACAUCUGCAUCAACGUGGAGGAGUGAGGACUGUGGACUUGCAGAGACUGGCAGAUGCUGUGAUGGAACAUUCUCCCUCAAAAAAAAUUGCAGCUGCUCGCCGUGCUGAGGGAAGCACAAGUAGUACACCCCAUAGUUGUAUGCAACAGCUUCAGGGUAGUGUUAACAACACGACCAAUAAUAGUAGCUGCUUGGUGUUGAAUACCAGCUGCUCUCGUAGCUCAUCGUCGACGUCAGGACCUUGCUUUAAUACUAGUAGUACGCCAGGAGGACAACUACUGGGAGGGGUCGGGCUGGGAGACUGUAUUCAUCCUUCCCCUGCUUGUAGUUCUAAAAGUGCUCUAGAACAACGACAGCUGAAUGCUUUGCUCGCUGAAGCGGCCAUGCAAGGUGCUGGACUGUUGCAGUUGCCGUCAUCAAAUACAGCAACUAGCAGUGGUACUCCUGGAGGGAGUAUGCAUAUUACAUCUGGAAUGAAUAUGAUGCAACCAACUUCUUCUAGUACAACUUGUACUUCUGGACAACUGACUUCAGCGCUAGGAGUACAGUCUUCACAGCAGGAGGAACAUCUGCACCAGUUAGAACAACAUCAACAAGGUGGAGUUGGAACAACAGUGAUGGCCUCAUCGUCGACUGCGUCAAUGACAACUGCUCUCCGUCUUAGCCCUUUGAUGAUGAAUUCGACCGCGGCUUUACAGGGUUUGGGUUUGCUUUCAGGGCAGGCACACUCGGAAGCAAUUCGUGCGCAGCAGCAAGCGUUUCAGCUUGCAAAUAGUAAGGGUGCAAUUCCAAUUUAUUUUCUGGGAAAGUCAGGAGGUGGAGGAAAGUCCUCUACUUUCUCCAAAGAGGGCAAAGACUACGGCAAAGGAGGACAUUAUCAGCAAGACAAAGGACAGCACACAGGACAAUAUCCAGCUCAUCAUCUCCCAGAAUCUGGAGAAGAAAUGCCAUCGUCUUGUUUCGCAACAAACGGUCCCGUGUUGAUGGGAGCAGCCGCAGCAACUGAAAAAUAUCGAGGAAUACUUGCUGGCGCGUCUAAAAGCGGACUUCUUGGUUCUGCAAAUAGUGCACUUCCGAAUAGCCUGAGUGGAGAGUUUCGACUUCCCAAUAGCCUCACUGGGACACCAAUCUUAGGAACCACGCAUGCUGGCGAUCAUCAUUUGACUGCUAGUGCGGCAAGAACUAGUGCGUCCUCCAGUGUGGCCAGUACAGGCGGUGCCACGACACCCAUUACGUCAUCAAAACGAGGCAGCAAGAAGGGGGACAUAGGCUUAGGCUUUGGUUUUCCUCCGAGAGGAGGAGAGUACAAAGGUGCUGAGUACAAGAAGGGCGGAGACUACAACACUAAUACUCAUAGCACUAGCAAUGUCGAUUUUGUAAAGGGAGCAGAACAUAAUUUUUCUGGUGACCAAGGUGGUAAGCCCAUUAAAGGUGGAAAAGGAAAAGGCAAAAAAGGAGCAAUAAAGGGCCUCAACAAAGACGGAGAUCAACUUCAACAUCUUGGAGGUGGAAAAUCACAACCACAGCAUAAGGGUAAAAAUACUUCCGAGUUCUCGACUAGUACUUCUCAACAAAAUCCUGCUAAGGGUAAAACUCAUCAACUAGACCUGAAAGGCGCCGGCCGACAGCUUCCACCUACUGGUCCAAGGCAUUUUGGAAAGCAAGGAGGUACAACUUCCACAGCACAUCAACAUCAAACAGGACCUACAGGACCUACAUCACGUCAAGGUCCCUCUUCGACGUUGCGAGGUGCGGCGGCCACGACGGGAGCGGCUGUUCACUUGCAGCACCCGCAUCCGAUCGUGAUUCCAGGCAUACUAGGCGGUAGUGCUAGUGGUGCUGCUAUACUAUCUUCUACGCCUCAGGCAGGUUCGAUUCACUUCCCGAUGAUGCAGGGAGUUGGAGAUCGGAGCCACUUCCUCUGCUACGGAGCACCUUACGCAAUGUCGUUUGCGCGCGCGGGACAAGUGUCAGUAGGACCGAAUGGCAGGCCAGUCUUUGCGGCACCUGGUAUUAUUUCUUCUACUUGUUCAUUGCCAAGAGAAAUAAGUACAUUGACUUUUCAUUAUUUCGGUGUAGCUGUUGCUGGUACUUUGAUAGUCAUCUAAUUCCUUCAUUAUAAGUAGUUAUAGAUUAAAUUUCUGACGAGAAGUACGCUAUUUUUAGAAGUCAUGACAAAUUUCAAUUUCAUUUUCUUCUGUCCAUCCACAACAACAGUUGCCUCUGACGGCCAAGCUGGCGGCCCAACUCAUGUAGUGAUGGUAGCAGCUGACAAUAGGUCUCUCCUUGGGGGUCAGAAUAGAGAAACCGCGCCACCACCUUUCUACCCUGACACGGAAGAAGCGCUUGAUGCCGAGUUGCACGAUUUUCUAGAGGAAAUCAAGAUGUCUCGUAGGGAGAAGGUGGCAAGACGAAAGUGGGUCUCGAAACUGGAAGCAUUGGUGAGGGAAAGGAUGGACCCGGAAGUCAAGGUACUCAAGCUGUACAGCUCAUGUCUUUGUUCUUCAGACUCGAAAACUGAAAGUCAACGAGUAGCUAACUGAAACAACUGAGUAUCCGAGAAGAUCAAGAUUACUCUCUUAAGUUACUCGCUUAUUUCAGUUUUUCGAAUACUAACUUUGGUGGAGUGCGAUGUAGUUUCUUUCGUUUGAUUCCUUGAGGCUAUCAAAAAGAACAGAACAUUAUGAUCAUAUGCAGCCUCUAAUUAAAAGAUCUUACACCCCGUGAGUGGGUACAUCUAUCUAUCUAUCAAUCUAUCUAUCUAUCUAUCUAACGACUUCCAUGUUUCAUCAUCUCAGCUUCACCCACUCCAAUCUCCUCAGGUCUCGCUCUUCGGUUCGAUGGCUUCUGAUCUGGCCUUGUACUCUGCUGACGUGGAUAUGUGCGUGACCUUCAGCAAAGACGCUCUCGACAACGUGAAAAAACGAAAACGCUCUUGGUCUAGUGACGACCACAGCAAAGAUGCAGGAGGAAGUGCUUCGCCAGCACCGUCUAGUUAUACAACGCCGUCAUUAUCGGAGGAACCAGAGGUUACUCCGGUUGUAGAUAAUAGCGGUGGAGCUGCUGCUAUAGAGGACAAGAAGGAGAAAGAUGAGACAACUUCAUCUUCUAGUAGUACCGAUCAAGAAGCUGUUGCUUCAUUAGGUAUUAAGGAAUCAGCAGAGAUGACGAUGAGGAGUUCGACGUCAACGACCGCUAGAGGUGCGUCCUCUUCAUCAGCAAGCUCUUCUUCAGCAGAAGCAGGCGAGGUCGUCGCGGAGAAAAAGGACGAAGUAGUUGUACCAAGUCAAGAUCCAGAGAACAAGGAACAAGAGGAGGGACCACCGACCACUAAGAAGACCAAAAAGUCAGCCGCUAACGCCCAGAAGAAGAAUAGUGCUGAAAAUGGAGAGCAAGAUGGGGACCACAAUCCGAAGCUGGAAGCUGCGACGACUGCAAUGCUGAUGAAGGUGAUGAAACGCGAGAUCGAAAAAGCCAUGGGCCCGAAGGAGAUCGCCUUUAUGCAACAGAUCAAUACUGCGACCAUGCCAGUCAUGAAAAUCCACACGACUACUGGAAUCGCGACGGACAUUGUCUUCAAUUCCGAGGGUGUGCGGUCAACGAACUGGAUUCGGCGGGAGAUGGAGGUAUUCACAUGCGGGUACAAGUUGUUCAGAGACCAACGACGGCAAUUUCUUCUGGAGAAUGGAGUGAGCAACACCGUAGGAGACGGCGCACGACUCGGCGAAAGUGGUCAGCUAUCGUUGGGAGAAGACCUUGCAGUAGGAGAUUCUAGUAGUACGGUCGCAAAAGAUAAAGAGUCUCCAACAUUUGAUGGAGGAUUGUCAACCUCAACACAGCAGCAGCAGCAGGAGCAUGUUCCUUUUGUUGGCACGUCAGGAGAUAAUUCUGCCCCAACAGCAGGUGAUCCAUACGCGGCAACCAGGACAGGCAUCAUCAGGCCCUACACGAAAUGGCGACUUGGCGGUCGAGGCUGCGCUUCAGGAGAAUAUGACGACGCGUCUGAUGCAGAGCAGAAGAAUGACGUCAAAACCGAAGGAGCAGCACCAUUGAAUCAAGCAGAAAAGAUUGAUCAAGCAGCCAUUGUUGAAGCAGAGAACACUUCUUCUUCGUCCCUCGUUGUACAAGAAACACCAGAUGAGCUACAGGCAGGAGGAGUGGAACCUCUGGAGGUGGAGAAAAAUCCGUCUCUGGGAAGCCCUCUUGCUGAUGCGUUAAAGAUGGGCGCGGUUGGAGAGCAGAAGAUCACAGUGCUCCGACGCCCAUCUUCUCACACUGGCGGCAAUAGUUCUUUCAGUAAUUCCAGUAGCAGCACUACUCUUGGAGAGACAGCGUCUGCAUCGGGCAGUGCUAGCGGUAGCUCCAACAUUUGUGAACUUGUACUAGAUCAUUUAGUUCCUGUUCCCUCGUCAGCACAAGGUGGUGAUGUUCUCGAGAAGUCCGAUGCAAAACCAGAUGGAGUUGCAGGAGCUGCAGUUUUCUCAAGCGCUUGUUUUGGCACUUCUACCCCUUCUACAACUGCUGCAUCUUCUUCCAUCGUUCUUGGGGAGCUUCCUGCGAAGAUCAUCUUGCGAAAAAAUUCUAGUGCAGAAAGUCAGGAAAAGGAAAUGAAUCUACUUCCUGUAGGUGAGCAGCAGCAAUGUACGCCUACGCCUUCUUCUUCAUCAGCUUCUGCCACUCCUGGAGACGCAACGAUCAAACUAGGCUUAACCAAUGUUGUGAGCAACGUGACUAGUUCUGUCUUGCACGAUCUCGGUCAUCUAGGAGGUUCGCCUACUCACGGUCUUCGUAGUUCUUCUUCCUCUUCUUGUUCGACUCCAGAGCGCCCAAGAAACAUUGCUCGACAGCUAGUUUUGUUCACAAAAUUCCUGUUGAACUGGCACAACCUGCACGAAACCUUCAGUGGUGGUUGUGGGUCGUUUUUGCUAGGCAUUUUAGUGGUGCACUUUUUGCGCGAGCGUGUACAUGCGAGCGCCAAGUUGCGAGGAGCGCAAGGCGCAGCAACGUCUCACAGUGCGACGGCGUCCGCCUGCAUGUCCGAACCAGGUAGCGGGAUACUAGCUCUCUCAGCUACUAGCGGAACUGGAAUGCUACAAAAAGUUCAAAAGUCACUGAUUGCAGAACAGCCAUCGCCGAUCGAGUCAGAACAAGCUAUAGCUGAUGUCAACGUGAGAAAGGACGAUGAUGUGAGAGAACAAGCUAAUGGUAAUGCCACCAGCAGCUCUUCUUCAUCUUAUAGUAAUGUAGCGGAUGGACUACAGCAGGACAAGUCUUCUGUCGCUAAAACAUCCGCGUCGAACACGGUCACAACCCUUGCUGCGACCAGCACAGGAUCUCCUACUCCUGGUGUAGAACAGGUUGAAGCUGGAUCUGGAGUGGUCACAAGCUCGUCUGCAUCGUCAUCCGCUAGCUCCUCCUCUAGCUCAUCUUCACGUGAUCGAUAUCACUCUAGUAGUACAGCUCCUACUCUUACAACUGCGACUGGGAACACGAACACCAUGGAAAAACCGUUCCAGGAUAUGCAAGAAGAUGUCCUGAAUUUGAAUUUGGGCGUUGUUGGUGGUGGACAACUCCGCUUCGAUUUGCCCUCACCCGUAGAAGGACUUGGUAAUAGGCAAGGGAUGCAACUACAUCAUUCAUCCUCAUCGCCUACUUCUACUAGGACCGGAAAGGCUAGAGCAGCCAAAAACAACAGCCCGGUGAAAGGGGCAACUUCGUCCCGUCCUCCAGCUGCGGGUUGUAGAAUGCAUGCCCGUGGCUGUUCCAGCAUCAAUUCCAGUCCGACUGUGGGUGGAUGCGGGGCGUCGUCCGUUGCUAGCGGGUUGGCGGAAGACUACGUGCAAAGGCAAAACGAGUACGCGUCGCUGUUUGAGAAUGUCACAACUUUGAGGUUAUUGCUAGAGUUUUUCACGUACUACAGUCGCUAUGCGUCAACGGUGCCAAUCGAGAUUCAAAUGCCGUCGAAAAAGAAACUCAAACGAGCCAAACUAGAGAAGGACCAAGGGUCAGAAUGGUAUACUAUAACACAACUGUAACGCAUCAUCUUAGAAGUGAAAACAACUGUUGUGUAAGCGCAAGUGUUUACAUACCGUAAGGGAUUGAAGAUGAGUUUGACAUUUUGUUAGACGACAUGGAUUUCGAUGUUGAUGAUAGAUAAAUCUUUUUGAUAAAAUGGAUCGUAUACUUCUCAUCGGAGACUUGUUGUUGCUCUAACGGUAUCUUUCUUCUAUCAUUGACAUUGAUUUAUUACACCGCUAAACAAUCAAAUCAGGGGUCGUACAACUGCGGUUUCUUCUCCUGCACUCAACAAGAACACUGGAGUAACAACUACGCCAGCGGGUUUAUCUGGCUAUUUGUCCGUCAUUUCUCCUGUCGAUGGUGUCACGGAUUUGGGUGCCAAGUGCUUCCGGUGGACUCAGAUAAAGACUCUCUUCGCCCAUUGCGCAGCUACGAUUCGAGAAGCCUUAGCGUCCGCGCCUCACAUCAAAGGCAGUCUCGCGGAAGCGUCGAUUAUCGCCAGCAUUUUCCCGGAGAUGGAACUGCGGAGAACCUUAGACUGUCGCUCAAGCAGUCAUGUAAAGCCUGCGUUGGGAGGCAAUUCCUCGAACAAGAAGAAUCGUGGAGGAGGUGGAGGAAAUGCAAGAGGCUCGUCACCGGCUAAAAGUGGUUCUAAGACCGGUUCUAAGACUCAGCAAGCGACAUUGGCGACAGUAGGCGGCCCUCUGACGACUGGCAGUGAGCAAUUCUUCAGAGGAUUCGUUUCAUCCAAAGAGACGCGGAAUUCCUCAACACAAGGAGUCGCGACAUCAAAAAAGCAGAUGCAGACAUCAGGCGGAGCCUCUUCAGCGAACAAAGGACAAGGGAAGCAGCAAGGGGGUCAGCAAGGAGGUGGUCCUAAGAUGAAGAACGCAAAGCAGACGCCGAAGCAAACCCCCAAACAACCGGGAACUCAUCCAAACAAGCUCCAAAGUUGUGGAGGGGAUCUUUCAUCUUUGCCUCCUGCUCUUCCUUCCUCGUCUAGUUCUACUUCAGCACAGGCGAAGGCCAAAGCUGCUUCAGCUUCAGAGAACAACAAGAAGAAGGCAGCUACUCCAUCUUCAUCAACAUCGAAAGAUCAACUAGCCGCGGAACAGAAAACUAGAACUACAACUUCUUCAUCUUCUCUCUCUUCGGCAUCGGCUUCUCAGCCUCAGGGUGGUGCAAACACUUCUGCCUCUUGCAAUCUAGGAGGUGCAAUUUCUACAAACAACACCAACGGAAACACUGAGGAUCUUCAACAAGAUCUAUUGUUCGUAGAGACUCCGACUUCAGAGCAGAUGAUGGGUUCUGUGGCUUCAAAUGCCUCAACCCCAAAUCCAGGUAGAGAAUCCACUUCCAGCAGCAAAAGUUCCAAAAGAAGCCAUGUCAACAGCUGUCUUAACCUGGCUCCUGCAUCAACGACGGGAGUACUAAAGGCGCCUAAGAGAGCUACCUGGGUAAGGAAGAACAGCCGAAACUUCUCUGAUAGCGGUAGGAGCUCAUCGAAAGACGCUGCUAGUAACUUUGGAGGUACUUCUAGUGAAGCAGAGCAGACUGUACAACCUGUGGAGCCAACUUCUAUACAACCUGGUGUAGUGGGAACAACAAGUACUUCUAGUUCAGCAACUCCCCUUGUGUCCAGACGGAAGGAUAGCAGUGGUAGCAAAACUGGAAGCAACCACAAGAGAGACUGUAAGCAAAACUGUAGCAAAACUGGUAGCAACUGUAAAGCUCCUUCUCCUAGCGAAAGUCCAGUUAAUCCUGGAAGUGGGAAGCCGAAGAUCAAAAAAUUUCAUCACCAAGGUGGUGAGGACAAAACGUACUUACUUUUUUUAUAUCAGAUGUAAAUACUUUUGUUUAACAUGAUGAAGAUCAAUUAGUCGCAGUACUACUAUCCAAUAGUUUUCCGAUUUAAUUUCCGUAUGCAUUCCACCAAUCGAAUUUCCGUGCGCACCAUUCCAUUCUUUAUUCUUUUAUCUAUCUAGACUAACUUCAUCAUCUAUCAAUCUCCAUACAGGUCUCCGUCUGGAGGGUCUCCGAAGUCGGGAUUGAAGUAACGCCAGGAUGUGGGACGCCGAAAAUGCUUGAACAAAGAUAGAUGAAGUGCUUUUUUCUUACAUGAAGUGUAUGUCUGUCUUGAAGAGUGCAAUCGAGUUCGAGAUGAUUGAUUAUUCCUGUCAGUUCUAGGAUGAAAAUUCACUAGAGAUUCAUUACUGAGUGUGUUUUUUGAUUCUCAAAGUCAAAGAUGGUGGUGGUCUCAAAGAUAGAUAACCUAAAGGUGGUGGUCUAAAAAGUGACCUUUUCAACCCUUAUGAAUUUGUGAUGUUGUUCCUUAUUAAAUUGUGAUGUUUUGUCGUGUACGACGCUAUCAACAAAACUUGUAUGAAGUUCUAAUUGUAUUUUUUAGCUACUUACUUUGUUCAGUAUGAUGUUCACAAGUAGAAUGAAACUGCAACAAGACACGAGGCUGAAAGAAAGUAUCAAUGAUAUAUAAUGUCUUUCUUGUACAAAACAAUUUCAACAAAAGGGAAAGUCUGCAGAUGAAGUCACUCCAGAUGCCAAAGCUUUCCCGUAGUGUGCUAACGGUAUGCUGUGUUGCGUACUAGCUAUUAUCAUGUUGUAACAAUGUCGCUAUGUUGUCUUUUUCCAUUUACACCUUCGUUCUAGUAUUGCAAGCCGAUUUGAUGUCCUUAUAAUCGCAAGUUUUGACCCUUCUGAAAGUGAAACACCUCAUAAACAAAGACCUAAAGCACUGAUGUUCGUGCUGCUACUAGCUCCUAUUAUACUUCUCAUCAAGAUUGUGCUCGUUGUCGUUCCCGUGAUCGUCUUACCGAAGAAAGCCACCUCAGAAAAUAUACAUAGAGUAAAAGGAUUUAUGUAUAAGAAUUUAUGUUAUUUAAGGUCGUCUAUCAUGUUGUGGUGAAAAAUGUUUUCGUUGUUAUUGCCUAAGUUGGCUCCUAAUUACUAUCCUCGUGAUCAUUUCCUUAUCAAAAUUUCAAAAAAUAAGCAGAGCUUCAUCCACGUAAGGCUCGCAACGCUGAUUAAAGAGCCGCGUCUUUGACUUGACGUUUUCAUAGAAGGCGGUCGCUACCCACUACGAUUGGAUCGAAAUUCUACAGAAGGACCUUCAUAUAGAAGAUAUUUUACUAGGUUCUCAUAGAAGAUGAUCUUAUGAUACAGCAAUCUAGAAAAUGCUUCAUACAGUCUAGAAAAUGCAUAGAGGGUAGUUUAUAUUCUCAUUCUUAUUGAUUCAUCGAGUAUAAAGAGCAUCCUUACACGCUGUUCAUCGUGACCUUCUCGAGACCACCCUAAGGUAAGUUAUAUGAUCGAUCUAAAUCGAAUCUAUCACAUGAAUCAGUCGUGGUGGUGUCGCGAGGACAAACAACUACAAGAACAUACAAAGAUUGUAUUGAAAAGCCCAUACUAUAACAUGAUGAAGGUUUCCGAUUGAACACACAGAUCAGAAAAAUGUAAGAAGUGAGUGUACCCGAUCACAUCUAUUGUCAACAAGAACAUGAAAAUUCUUAUUAUACAUAGAAGUACGACUAGCACUACAGGUUUACUAGUAAGCCUGUGAAGAAGAAAAGUAACAACGCUGGAGCCCAUAAUCUAUGCGUUUCUUUGAUUGAUACUAGAUGAUAGCUUGUUACUGUCCUGACAGCUUCGUCUAGAAGCAGAUCUAGAUGGCCGAACGCAACAAAAACCUCCUAGAGACCGUGUGGGUAACAGUUGCCGCCAUUGACAUCAUGAUCCCUAUCUAGAAGCUGCCAUCACAUCUAGAAGCUGCCAUCACAUCUAGAAGUUAUAGUUACAACUUAGCCGUGUAAAAUUGGCGGCAUAUCCUUUGAAACUAUAGUUGGGCCGGAGGCUUCAAACAACGAACAUCCACCUCCUCUAGAAGUAGACUGUUGAAUUGAUCUGUGCUAUCUGUUGAGCACAACGUGCUCAUUUGUAUCCCUAGUACAACUCUUUCUAUUAUCCGAUGAGAAGAACAGUAGAACGAUUACGAUAUUGAAAUCGAUGUCAUGAAAAAGAUGAUCAGUGAUAUGUCGAACGACCUAAGGGGAGGGUCUACUUAUUUUACGAACGACAACGAACAUCCAACAUGUGAUUUGUGAGAACUACGUCCCCGAUUCUUGACACCUAUGAUAUUGAGGCUCGUGACCACGAGCAAGCAGCUUCUCUCAAGCCCACGGAGUGAGACGGCCUGACUUUGUGGGA
Amoebophrya sp. A25 is the source of this 24246-nucleotide messenger RNA. Lineage: Eukaryota; Dinophyceae; Syndiniales; Amoebophryaceae. The record is from the annotation of a GenBank genome assembly.